UGCGUAAAGAACGUGCGCAACGGGAGAAACCGGUGAUGGGUCUGAAAAAACGACGAGGGGAAAACACUGGACGGAUUACAAGGAUUGGAUGGCACGAGUGAUGCAAUCCCUGCAUCCUCCGAAGCCCCAACCGGAUCACAGAGAAUCUGGCCGGAGAUUUUGCCUCACCGAGUUUCAUAUGACAAUUACUACCUUCACCGAGCGAGCACACUUUGAACAAGUGCCUCUUCGUUAGGAUUGUUUUUCUCCACGCCCGUGGAUUAGGAUCCAAACAUCAUCAACAUAAAUGGAAGGAGCUUGAUAUCGUAAUGCCAAGUGUUGAACAAGCUUCUCAGUGAUUGCUGCUCUGCAUGCGUGAAGCACGACCUUUGCUUUGAGGUGCAGCCUGAAGAAUUGCGUAUCGACUCGUUUUUGCGUCUCGUUUUAAACUGAAACACUCGGUUGCAUCCUAGAUAUAAGAUAGUUAAUCGGUUUUCUAUUCGUCUUGGAUUUUUUUUUUUUUUUUUUUUGCCGUGCAGAACCUAGAGGGAGGUAAUUUACCGUCGCAUCCCUUUUCAUAUUCAACAUGAAUUACCUGCGACGUCGACUCUCGGACAGUAAUUUCAUGUCCAACUUGCCUAAUGGCUACAUGGGCGAUCUACAGCGGCCAGAUCCGCCGCAGCAGAGCCCAGCCCCGGAGGUCUCGCCCGUCUCUCAAGAGAGGCGUCAAUCCACCAGCCAGUCUACGGGCGCCGGCUUCUUUUCCUCCAUUUCCAACGCCGUCAAACAGACCACCGCCGCCGCGGCCGCCACCUUUAACGAGGCCACCGAGAGAGGAAUCGGCUCGAGCAACGCCAAGAUCCUCCUGGUCAUUGAUGACCAGCAGACAGACUGGGCAAAGGUGUUCAGAGGGAAGAAGGUUCAUGGAGAAUUUGACAUCAAAGUAGAACAGGCUGAUUUCUCGGAGGUCAAUCUGGUGGCUCACGCAACGGGAAGCUAUAGCGUGGACAUUGAGGCCAUUCGCAAUGGCAACAAAAUCACAAAGUGUUUCAAGCCAGAUUUUGUGAUGGUGCGACAGCAUGCUUUCAGCAUGGCCAAGAAUGGCGACCACAGGAAUAUUGUGAUUGGACUUCAGUAUGCUGGUCUGCCCAGUGUCAAUUCCCUUCACUCUGUCUACAACUUCUGUGACAAACCAUGGGUGUUCGCUCAGUUGUCCAGAUUGUACAAGCAGUUGGGUCCAGAGGAGUUCCCACUGAUCGACCAGGUUUAUUACCCCAACCACAAGGAGAUGAUCACUACACCUGGCUUUCCUGUGGUAGUGAAGAUGGGUCAUGCUCACUCUGGUAUGGGAAAGGUCAAAGUGGACAAUCAAUAUGAUUUUCAAGACAUUGCUAGUGUUGUGGCUUUGACAAAGACAUAUGCCACAUCUGAACCUUUUAUCGACGCCAAGUAUGACAUCCGAAUCCAGAAAAUCGGUGACAAUUACAAGGCAUACAUGAGGACAUCUAUAUCUGGCAACUGGAAGACCAACACAGGAUCAGCCAUGUUAGAGCAGGUGGCCAUGUCUGACAGGUAUCGUAUGUGGGUGGACGUAUGCUCUGAGGUUUUCGGGGGUCUUGAUAUAUGCGCUGUAGAAGCAUUGCAUGGUAAAGAUGGUAGAGAUUACAUCAUAGAGGUUGUGGGCUGCUCAAUGCCUCUCAUAGGAGACCAGCAGGAUGAGGACCGGGCUCUGAUGGCUGAUCUUGUUGUGGCUAAAAUGAACCAGACCAUGCUACACACUUCAUCUCCCACUCCAGUCCGUUCUCAGGGCCCGGCUGUUUCACCUCAACCCGUCUCUCAGUCUAACGUACCACAGUCACAACAGCGCCCUCCUCCACAGGGAGGUCCACAACAAGCAGCUGUUAGCGCUACUCCUGCCCGUCAAGGAGCCCCACCGCAGCAGCGGCCCUCUCCUCAGGGCCAGCCCCCUGCCCAAACCCAGUCUGUGACCAGCCCUAAUGCUCAGAACCCCCCUGCUCAACAAACCCGGCCCAAUCAGCCCCCACAGCGACAAGCCAGUCAAGGGUCCGCAGGUCAGCAGAGGCCCGCACAGGGUCCCGCCCAACGUAGCUCGGGUGGCUCUCCUCAGUCACAGAGGCCCCAGCAAGGCGGUCCCCAACAGCAGCCGCAGAGGCCUCAAACUGGUGGCCAGGGUCCCAAGCCAGCUGGUCAGCCCCAACAGAGGCCACAGCAGCCAAGACAAGGCCAGCCAACCAGACAGCCCACCCAGGGUGGGCCGCAGCCAACCCAGGACGCCCCACAAACAGCUCCGCAACAGGGCGGUCCUCGUCCCCCUACCACUCAGCAACCACGGCCUACUUCACAGGGCCAGGGAGGCCCAGGAGGCACACGACCUCCCUUGCAGCAGAAACCCCAACCUCCACAGAAACCAAGUCCUGAUCACCCGGCCCUGAGUGGAUCUCCGCAGCUUAACAAAUCCCAGUCUCUUACCAAUACAUUCAACAUUCCAGAAACGCCGGCCGCCCAGCACCAAAGUCCUAGUCAGGACGAAGCCAAGGCUGAGACCAUCCGCAACCUUCGGAAAUCCUUUGCAAGCCUCUUCUCCGUGGAAUAAACACACACACACACACACACACACACACACACACACACACACACACACACACACACACACACACACACACACACACACACACACACACACACACACACACACUAACACACACACACACACACACACACACACAGACAGAGAGGUUACACAGUCUUUCUGAAAAACACACGAACACAGACACUCUCAUCAAAUACACACAGAAAGGACCAAUUAUAUCGCACUUUGCAGUGCACAUCAGAUCUGUGCACGUCAAUUUGCAAUGCGACAUUGAUGAAACACUGCCUGCACUUCUAAAGAUUGCAAUAUGAAGUGAGAUAUCACAGCAUUAUUGCAGUUAAAUCUUUUAACACAACUGAAUUCUUUAGACACAUUCCCAGUUUGUUUAAGACCAACUGAUGGAGGGAGGUGUGAAAAAAAAAAAAACACACACAGAAACACUUGCACACACCCUUUUACACUACCUACGCAGUGACUGGACCUACACGUGCUGAUACUUGUCUAUUCAUUCCAGUCUCCUAUGAAUAACUUAUCACUGAUAAUCAAUAGAUUCUUUUUGAAAAUGAAAUGUUUUGGUGGACAUUUUGUUGCAAAAUCAUCCACCACCACUCUUUCUCAGAUACAUGAUAUCUGAAACAUGUCUACUAAGUGUCUGAAGCAUGUUCUGUUACAAUAAGGGGCACCAUUUAAUGAUUUUAACCCGUGCGCCACAUUGUAAUGUAACCGAUUGGUUAAUCGUUACGUAACUUACACGCUUGAGCAGGAUUUGGAUUUUGCAAUGAUGACCCAUUGUGAUGUUGUUAAAAUUUUGCACAGGCUUCCAUCGUCGAAACUAACCCCCCUCCCGCGGCUGUUAGCGCUAGCUACUUUGAAACUGCAUGUCACUUAAGGAGAACGUAGUCGCACAAUGUGGGUGUUCUUGCUUUGUGUCGUGUCGUUGCACCUAGAUAAGGUAGUUGUAGUGAAAAUGAUGUUUUAUUUUCGUGAGCAACCUGUCGCUGCUUUCCCUACGUCCCUCUUCCUGACAAAAAAAAAACACACACACACAAUGGUACACCCUUCAAUAUGUUGAAUAUGCCUUAGAUAUGAAUAGGUAAAGAGAUGGUUUGUGCAAUCACAUAUGUCUCAGGGAUGUCCUGAAGAGAAAGACACAAUGACCUAGCGUCAUUGAUCAGGUCUUCCAACCCAUUACUGUAGAGAGUUACUGAUUGUGAAGCCAGUAAAGGGAGGAAUCUGUCGAAUGUAUUUGUUUGCUACAUAAACAUGUUUGCACACUAAUACUGAAACACUUGAGAACAUAUGAGGUGAGUGAAAGCUCAGGAAGGUUUGUUGAAUUAAAAGAAGGUAUAUUUUGCAUGCCUGGAUGAGCAAAGGAGAGCAUGUAGGUGUUUGGAGCUGCUUGUUCAUUACACUUGGGCCCUAGGAAAACGCAAAGCCAAGGAUGCCAUCGGCAGCAAACUACUUCACAAAAAGAUCAACUUUAGAGGAGAUGCUCGUCACAUGUUGGGUUUUUGACUAAUAACGCAUAUAGUACGUCCCAGUGUGAUCCCAGUUACACAAUGUGGAUCCUUAAACCAACUACUCCUGAAACUUCUUGCCAUACCCGAGGAGUUUAGAGCUGAACCGGCAGUGUCUUCCACAAGUGAGGAUAAAACAUCCCAACACUGGUGUGUUUUAGGCAAUAUAUUUAAUCAAGGCCAUUCCAGGAGUCCCGACCCAUCCCGAAACCUCCCCUGCUUCCCGCUCACCAGCCUGUUGUGUAUUCACAGUGAUCCUUUUGUGACAAAUGGUGCGUUAAUGUGUAUAUAUAUGUAUAAUGUAAUGUUGUACCGUAAACUGUCUAAACCAAAUAGAAGUGUUGUACAGGUCUUAAACUCAACAAACGAUGCAAACAUCCUGUAUUUGAUUUGAUCCUCAAAAGUUGGUCGUUGUGGGUCUUGUGUAUGACAGGAUUUUACUUUAAUCAGAUGUGAUUUAGGUUGUGCAAUAUCUCCACUGUUAACUAAACCUAACAGAUGUGUUCUUUAUUUCACCCAUUAUGUGACAAUUGCAGUUGUUAAAAGCCAUCUUCAAUGUGUCCACUGAUAUGAGUGUAAGUGGCUUGAUUGGUUCACAUAUGUGGUAAUCUAGAUGGUCCACCAUGAUAUUAUUGUGGCUCAGGCAAAAUUUCAGUGCUCUUCUAUGUGGUUCAUGUUUUUACAAAUUAGGAUAGAUAUGUAUAUUAUAAGAUGGCUUUACUGAAUGUCUAAUGAAUAACUGUAUUACUGAUGCAAUCAAGUUUGGAGGCAAAUGGAAUUUCAGUAAUUUAUUUGAAUGUUGCAGUACUUAUGGAACCCAUGCCUGAGGUUUGUACUUCACAAUUUGGUUUUUGUUUUUCGGCAUAUUUGCAUUUGUGUACUUUUGUUUUAUAUAUAUACAGAGGAAUUAUCUCAUUUUAAAGAAAAUGUGUCAUAAUUUCUAAAUAGGUUUAUCCUGUUCUGACUGUUUGAAUCUUAGUGAAUUUUAUUGUCUGUGGAUGCCUGCCAAUUGUAUAAAGAAAGGAAGAUAUAAAAUUAAAGUCACAAAUAUAGAGAAUUAUUAUAGUCUUAAGUCCUAUUAAAAUGAGAAAUAUUGUUAAACAUUGUGUAGUAUUACACAAACAGAUGCAACUUUGAUGUGAUCUUCAAUGUAGCUUAAUAAUGGUGUCAAACUAUGCUAAAAUGUGCACAUAAUCAAUAAAGUCUAUCAAAUGAA
Molecule: messenger RNA, 5323 nt
Organism: Rhinichthys klamathensis goyatoka
Lineage: Eukaryota; Metazoa; Chordata; Actinopteri; Cypriniformes; Leuciscidae
Gene: syn1
Product: synapsin I
Exons: 14
Coding region: 566-2593 (675 amino acids)
Biological process (GO): neurotransmitter secretion
Cellular component (GO): synaptic vesicle; synaptic vesicle membrane
Molecular function (GO): ATP binding
Source: RefSeq, a predicted model, not a curated record